GGCUUGUUUAUAUUUCACAGGCUUUUUUUUCUCUCUCUUUUUUCCCCCUUCCUGUUAAAUAGGAGCGCUUCUGCCUUUUGACAACAUCUGCUUUUCUUCCUUCUCUCUUUUACUCGUCAAGUAGAUCGUCUUGCGAAAGUACUUUUGCUCAUAUCAUGACUCAACGUAAGAAGCACCAUCAUCAUCAAAAUGGCAAUGGUCUUGCCCAUAAGAAAGAGGUCGUCGAACAACAACGCAAUGGCCACGUUAAUGAAUCGGAAAACGCACCAACCAGUUUUGUGACGCGUAUGACAUCCCUCCCUAUUCUCAAGGACUCGAUCACCACUGUCCAUGAUUACGCCAACAAGAGCAGUAUCGGAAGAUAUGCCCUCAGUACCGCCGAGUCUACUUAUGAAUCCGCCAAGAAGUACUCGAGUCAACAGCCCUAUGUUCAAAAUGCUUAUCAGACCUAUGUUCAACCUCAGUUGGAGAAAGCCGAUGCACUAGGCUGCAAGUCACUCGAUUUCCUCGAAACCAAAGUCCCCUUAGUGACUAAGCCAACCAAUGAAAUCGUUGACACCAUUAAAAAACCUUCUUAUGCUUACAUCGAUGGCGUCAAGGUUAAAAUUGACACGACCAUCACUCAAGUUACUGCACCAGCUACUAAUGCUGCCAAAGGCGUCAAUCGACGUCUUAGUCUUGUCAUUGACAAUGUUGCAGCGACUGUUGACAAAUAUUUGCCACCUACAGAGCAGGUCGGCGCUUCUGAAGGCAAGGCUACCUCUGAUAACAAGGACACCUCGGCUGAAGGUGAAAACCAGGCUGUCCGUGCUUACAAGUUGGCUGGUAGCGUUUCAACCCGACUUCGUGAACGUGUUCAGACCACCAUCACCACAGCCAGUGCUCAUGUCCCUCGUUCACGCCAAGAUGUAGUCAACGAGACCAACUUUGUAUUGCAGAGUGCCCAGGAUCAAGUCCGUAACUUGAAUGCGACUCUUAUCCAAUGGAUCCAUUUGUCCACUCAGGCUGCUCAGCAACGUAUCCCCCCUUCCAUUACUGAAGGUGUUCAUAGCAUGAGUGUUACCACCAACCAGCGCUUGAACGAUAUCACGCACCAACUGGCCACCCAACUUACUGGAUUGGUUUCUUUUGUUCAAACUCAUUCCCCCAGCCUUCCUCCUUUUCUUCAACAACGCCUUCAACCUAUCUUUGACCUGGCCAGUAAUGAGUACGAAAUUGUCCGUGCUGAAUACGAAAAGCCUGAUUUGACCAAUGUUCAAAAGGCAAAGAAUAUUGUUCAAGUUCUUCAAAAUCAACUCCUUCCAUUCCUUCAGAAUUUGCAAUCACACCUUCACCAGUACGCUGACUUGACCAGAAAGAACAUUGCCAAUGACCUUAGAACUCGCCUCGAGACCAUUGGUGUUAUCCAAACUCAAUAACCGUUUUUCUCUCCCCAGCCUACUUUGAUAUCCCCCCACUCCCGCUAUUAUUACUCUUCUCUCCAUAUGUGCUCACUUUUUUCCUCAACUUCAUUACUACAUCGGUGAUGCCUCCUAUUCUCUUUCACAUCCAAAUUUUAACUUUUUUUUUUAUACAUCGAUCUUCUUCACUCUGCUUGGUGUAUGUCAUUACAUGUGAUAUUUUGUGCUCUAAAGGUUUGUUGGAAAAAACC
This is a messenger RNA of Umbelopsis ramanniana AG, 1651 nucleotides long. RefSeq lists its product as uncharacterized. NCBI's taxonomy places the organism in Eukaryota, Fungi, Mucoromycota, Umbelopsidomycetes, Umbelopsidales, Umbelopsidaceae. Gene Ontology annotation, biological process: lipid storage; positive regulation of triglyceride storage. Bases 156 to 1418 code for a protein of 420 amino acids. The transcript is spliced from 2 exons. Gene Ontology annotation, cellular component: lipid droplet; cytosol. The record is from RefSeq and is a predicted model, not a curated record.